Molecule: messenger RNA, 1473 nt
Organism: Opisthocomus hoazin
Lineage: Eukaryota; Metazoa; Chordata; Aves; Opisthocomiformes; Opisthocomidae
Source: RefSeq, a predicted model, not a curated record
AUGCUCACAGAAAAGUGCUUGGGAUUUGUUUAUUGUGGACUAUGUCUCUGGGCAUCCUUGUUCCUGUCUUUCUUUAAAGUCACUCAGCAGGGUGAAAGCCAGAGACGCUUGUACAGAGAACUGCUGAGAAACUACAAUCGUCUUGAACGACCGGUAGUAAAUGACUCUCAACCCCUUGUAGUCGAGCUCCGGCUUUCUUUGCUGCAGAUAAUUGACGUGGAUGAGAAGAAUCAGGUGUUGAUCACAAAUGCUUGGCUGCAGAUGUACUGGGUUGACGUUUACCUGUCUUGGGAUCAGUUUGAAUACCCAGGGGUGCAGAACUUGCGAUUUCCAGCUGACCAGGUUUGGGUACCAGACAUUCUACUGUAUAACAGUGCGGAUGAAAGAUUUGAUGCAACAUUUCACACAAAUGUGCUGGUGAAUUACUCUGGAUCCUGCCAAUAUAUUCCUCCAGGCAUUUUAAAGAGCACAUGUUACAUUGAUGUCCGCUGGUUCCCCUUUGAUGUGCAGAAGUGUGAUUUGAAGUUUGGCUCCUGGACUCACAGUGGCUGGCUGAUUGACCUGCAGAUGCUCGAGGCUGAUGUUUCCAGCUACAUUUCAAAUGGAGAAUGGGAUUUAGUGGGAGUCCCAGGAAAGAGGAAUGAGUUGUACUAUGAAUGCUGUAAAGAACCAUACCCAGAUGUGACGUACACCAUCACUAUGCGCCGACGCACCCUCUACUACGGCUUGAACCUACUCAUUCCAUGUGUUCUCAUAUCUGGCUUGGCAUUGCUUGUUUUCCUUUUGCCAGCUGAUUCAGGGGAGAAGAUUUCCUUAGGUAUCACGGUCCUGCUUUCCCUGACUGUAUUCAUGCUGCUUGUGGCUGAGAUCAUGCCUGCAACUUCUGACUCGGUCCCGCUAAUAGCUCAGUAUUUUGCCAGCAUCAUGGUCAUCGUUGGUCUGUCUGUGGUGGUAACAGUGCUGGUUUUGCAGUUUCACCAUCAUGACCCGCAAGCAGGAAAGAUGCCCAAAUGGAUAAAGCCCCUCUCUUGCAAAUAUAGCUAUCCCAAGCACCAUCUGAGCGUAAACAGCAUGGAGAUGAAUGUCCUGCCUGGGCACCAGUCCAACAAUGGCAACACAAUCUAUAGCUACCACACAACGGAAACUCCGUGCUGCCCUCAGAAGAAUGAUCUGGGUAGCAAGAGCGGGAAGAUUAUUUGCCCCUUACCAGAAGAUAUUGAGCUUGUUCAAAAGAAAGCUUUAAUGGAUACUAUUCCGGUGAUUGUGAAGAUCCUGGAGGAAGUUCAGUUCAUAGCACUGCGCUUCAGGAAACAAGAUGAGGGUGAAGAGAUCUGCAGUGAGUGGAAGUUUGCAGCUGCUGUCAUAGACAGAUUAUGCCUGGUUGCAUUUACCCUUUUUGCCAUCAUUUGCACAUUUACAAUACUAAUGUCUGCUCCAAAUUUCAUAGAAGCUGUUUCAAAGGAUUUUACAUAA